This is a messenger RNA of Arctia plantaginis, 1191 nucleotides long. Lineage: Eukaryota; Metazoa; Arthropoda; Insecta; Lepidoptera; Erebidae. The record is from the annotation of a GenBank genome assembly.
AUGACGCUCAGGAGAGAAGAAGUGACAAGUUUGAUGGUUCAGUCGAUCAAAGUAUGGCAUGAAAGACUCGCCCAUCAAAACGUGAAGUAUGUGAGGGACAUACUGAAAAGAAAAGGUAUCAAGUAUGUUGAUGACUGGAAUAAUUAUGUGUGCACGGGGUGCUCAUAUGGAAAGCAACAUCGAUCCUCACACCCGAACAACCCCAAGACAGCCCAGCAGCCAUUAGAUCUUGUGCAUGUUGACACCGGCGAGAUGAACAUCCGAUCUCUAGGAGGAUCAAAGUAUUGGCUCAUGUUGAAAGAUGAUUUCACCCACUACCGAACCUGUUACUUUAUGAAGACGAAAAGUGAAGGCCCAGCGAAGAUUGAAAGCUAUCUAAGACUUGUAGAAAAUCAACUGGGAAGAAGAGUGAAAAGUCUGAGAUCUGAUAACUGCACGGAAUUGAAAAAUGCAAAAACGAAAGAGCUGAUGGACAAGUUGGGAAUCUUUCAUACCUUUACGAAUGUAGAUACACCAGAACAAAAUGGAAGGGUCGAAAGAGAGAUGAGAACGAUUGUCGAGGCAGCCAAGGCAGAGAUACAAGCAGAUUGUUUGGAUGAGAGACUAUGGGCAGAGGCAAUGAACCACGCGAUCUGCACGAUCAACCAGACAGGAACCAGCAACGUACCAGGGAAAAGUCCGGCAGAACUAUGGUUUGGAAGAAAAAUGAAAAUUGAGAAACUGCGACCUUUUGGAUGUGAAUGUUAUGUGCUGACUCAAGCACAGAAGAGAGGUAAGAUAAAUAGAAAAUCAGAAAAGGGAAUUCUGGUUGGCUAUGACAUCGAUUCGCCAUGUUACAGGACUUAUAUGAAAGAGAAGAGAGAAGUAGUCACUUCAGACAAUGUAAUCUUCGACGAAGAAAAGAUAAGACAGAGGCAAGGUACUGAACUUGAGACAUCGACAACAGAGGGCACACCUGAGAAGCAAGAAGAAAGCAGCACCGUAAGAUUGUCAAUUAAUAUUUUGUAUGCCGCACUUUUGGACUUACUAGAAAUCCCUAAAAAGAUAUCACCAAAGAACAUAACAUCCAUCAAGGAAUACAAGAAUAACACAUUCACUUUUACUGAUAUCGGUGGAUUUGGUAUGAUGCUCACACUUGGUAAAGAUUUACUGUAUUUAUAUCCGAAACUUUUCAAAAUAAACUCAUUGUAA